CAAGAUGUCUCUGCACAGGGUUCAAACUAUCCAAGCAUUGUGUCAAACGGUUGAGUCUUGGGUUUGACAGUGCAGCAUUGUCUCUUGAUCGAACGUCUUGAUCUUAAAACUGUAAAUGAUUUCUAGCGAUAACGAACCGGUUCGUAAAGAAAAAUGUCCUCAGCUUACUGGCGCGUAGAGAUGCGUGGUGGUGUUUGCCUUUUGCGAUGAAUCGUACACCAAAAAGCGUCAGCCUGUGGCCGUGGGAUGCAAGUUCUGCUUUUUUUCCUCAUGCUGGGUGAGUCGCUCUCGUAUGAACGGCCUCUUUGCUGCUGUAGAGAGAGGAAAAUUUAUCACAUCAGGUAUAAAACUUGUUAACGUCGCCUGUUUCUCUUUUCACUAGUGAACAUCUUAUAGAGGUGCACCGUCUAUUAUGAAAUUCUCCCUCUCUCUGAAGUAUAACUCCGUGCCAGAAUGGCAGGACAAGUAUAUCAAUUACCCGGGCCUGAAGAAGCUCAUUUAUUCGCUUCAGGCGAAGCAAUUGGAGAGUUCAGGGUCAACGAGUGCGGCCAAGGAGUCGUCUAGCUCUUCGUUGGCGGAGCCAAGCUCUGCUGCCAGAAGAUAUAUCCCAUCGCACCCAAGGAAAUGGCUGAGAAAGGGCAAGGAUGCUACCGAAACCACAACUGUUGAGCUCGAGGACAUGGCGACCUUGACCCCGGAGGAUGUGUUUCUCGAGAAGCUGACCGAGGAGCUGGAGAAGAUUGACCAAUUCUACAAGUCACAGGAGCAUGAACUGUACAUCCAGUACGACCAACUGAUCCAGGCUCUAGAGAUUUCAAGCAUCCAUCUCAUUGACCGUGAUAAUUUGCUGAAUGACAACAAGUCUGUUCUCAGUAACAAGUCCUCUGUUGCACAAGAGAUUAUCCACGCUGCCAAGUCGUUCAACUUGGAUAUCGAAAACGACUACUGUGAUGUCAUGUCUUCAAGAACCCGUAUGGAAUUUGACGAGGAUGAAGACGAUGACGACCACUUGAAUAUGAAGACACAGAAGAAGAUCACACUGAAGAAGCAGACGACACAGUUGUUUGUUGAUCUGUCCCAGUUGAAGUCUUUCAUUGAGCUGAACAGAAUCGGAUUCAGCAAGAUUGCGAAGAAAUUCGACAAGCUGUUGAAUGACAACAUCAGAGAUCGCCUGUUCGAAAGCAACGAGUUCUUCACAGACUCUUACACUUUCCAGCUGAACACCCUCACUCAUUUGGACAACAAGCUCAACAACCUCAUCGAAGUUUAUGCCUCCUUGACGGGCCGUUUGGACGAUUUAGAAGGUUGUAAAACUGAACUGAGAUCGUACCUUCGGGAACUUAUAGUCUGGGAGCGUACCACUGUCUGGAAGGAGAUGUUGGGAAUGGAAGCCCGUACAAAUGAUCUAAAAGGUGCCACGACUGACAUCUCGCAACAGAAUGAGUUAUUCCAAUUGGAGUACUAUUCUUGGCCGUUGCCUUACAAGGUGAACCUGUACUUCACUAAAUGGGAAAACUUCAAAAUUCCAAAGUUUCUCAACACUUCAAGAACUUAUAAGCUGGCUAUCAUUAUUACAAUCACGGGUAUAUUGCUUGGUGUGAAGACUUUCCAUGACGAGGCACAGCAUAGAUGUAUGGCUUUGUUAGCUUGUGUCGCACUUCUAUGGGCUACUGAAGCUAUCCCACUGUUUGUUACUUCUCUGUUAUGUCCUCUUUUGAUUGUUAUGUUCAAAGUCUCCAAAGACAGCGAAGGAAAUGUCUAUGGCGCAGCUGAUGCUUCUUCGUACAUCCUAUCACAAAUGUGGUCUUCCACUAUCAUGGUGCUUCUCGGUGGUUUCACGUUAGCUGCUGCUUUGUCCAAGUACAACAUUGCGAAGAUUGCAGCCUCUUGGAUUCUUGCGGGUGCAGGGACAAAGCCUAGAAACAUCUUGUUGUCAAUCAUGGGUGUGGCACUUUUCUUAUCUAUGUGGAUCUCUAACGUUGCAAGUCCAGUCUUAUGUUAUUCGUUGAUUCAAGGAGUUCUCAGAACUUUGGAUACUGAUUCUCCGUUUGCAAAGGCAUUAAUUCUGGGUGUUGCUCUCUCUUCUAACAUUGGAGGUAUGCCAUCUCCUAUUGCAUCACCACAGAACAUCGUUGCUAUGGAAUACCUUGCCAAUUAUAACGUUGGCUGGGGUCAGUGGUUGGGUGUUGCUAUUCCAGUAGGUAUCGUUUCCCUGUUCCUUGUCUGGAUUCUUCUUAUCCUCACAUUUAAAAUCAACGAUGCUAAGGUGAUGAAGUACAAGCCAAUCAAAGAGAAAUUAACCAUUAAGCAAUGGUAUGUCAUUUUCGUUUUCAUUGGUACUAUCAUCCUUUGGUGUGUUGAAUCCCAGAUAGAAUCAGAAUUCGGUUCAGCAGGUUUAAUUGCAGUUUUCCCUAUGGUACUUUUCUUUGGAACUGGAUUACUCGCAACCUCUGAUAUCAACAACUUCCCAUGGUCCAUUGUCAUUCUUGCAAUGGGUUCUUUAGCAUUGGGUAAAGCAGUUUCAUCUUCAGGCUUGCUUGCCACCAUUGCAACUGCUUUGCAACGUCGUAUCAGUGAUUACUCUAUUCAUGUUAUCUUGAUCAUCUUUGGUAUUCUGAUCUUGGUCAUUGGUACCUUCGUGUCACAUACAGUCUCCGCUAUCAUCAUCAUUCCAUUAGUUCAGCAGAUUGGUGAAGCUUUACCGAAUGCUCAAAGCUCAACUGCCAUUUUGAUCUUUGGAACUGCUCUAUUGUCAUCUUGUGGUAUGGGUCUUGCAUCGAGUGGUUUCCCAAACGUCACUGCCAUCAGUAUGACGGAUGAGGUGGGUAAUAGAUAUCUGAGUGUGACUAAUUUUAUCACUAGAGGUGUGCCUGCAAGUUUCCUCUGUUAUUUUGUUGUUAUAACAGUUGGCUAUGGUAUUAUGAAGGCAACUUUACACGGUUAAUGUUAAGGAAUGUGUGAUUAUUAAUGAUACAAAAUUUGGUUUAUUUAUAGAUUAAUUGUAGUUAAUCUUGGUGUUCAAACUAGU
Molecule: messenger RNA, 3028 nt
Organism: Williopsis jadinii
Lineage: Eukaryota; Fungi; Ascomycota; Saccharomycetes; Phaffomycetales; Wickerhamomycetaceae
Product: SPX-domain-containing protein
Exons: 2
Coding region: 413-2944 (843 amino acids)
Biological process (GO): phosphate ion transport; polyphosphate metabolic process; monoatomic anion transmembrane transport
Cellular component (GO): membrane
Molecular function (GO): phosphate transmembrane transporter activity
Source: RefSeq, a predicted model, not a curated record